This is a messenger RNA of Aspergillus calidoustus, 1350 nucleotides long. The record is from the annotation of a GenBank genome assembly. Lineage: Eukaryota; Fungi; Ascomycota; Eurotiomycetes; Eurotiales; Aspergillaceae.
AUGCCCCACCUCAACCCCCGCAACCUCCGCCAUGCCUGCUCGAAAUCCCGUCCUCAGCAACCGACGAAAGGUCGUGCCCACCACACAUAUCAACCUGCAACUUACCUCAACAUCUUCAGAUCCCCUCACACAUCCCCUCUAGCAGUCUACAACCCGCCUUCUACAAUGACGUGUCCAGCACAGCCACGCGCCCUAAUCUCCUACGCCCCGCACAGCGACGGCGGCUGGAAACUGCACCCCGUCACGCUGCGCCCGCUCCGCGAAAGAGAACUCCUUGUCGACAUCGUCGCGUCGGGAAUAUGCCAGACGGAUCUGCAUUUUGCGGGGGCCGAGUCCGGGUUUGGCGUGCAUUAUCCGAGGGUCAUGGGGCAUGAGGGCGCCGGAUAUGUCCGUGAGAUUGGACCUGGGGUCACUGUAGCAAAGAUUGGAGAUCCAGUCAUCAUGUCCUUCUCCGCGUGUAAAUCGUGCGAGCCGUGCGAGAGGGGACACCCGGCACACUGUUUCAAUUUCAACGCGAUUAAUUUCGAGGUGGUUCCGGAGAAUUUCGUCUUCAAAUCACUCGCAUCACUAUCCACACAGACACCGACCCAGACGGAUUCAUCAACUCCGGAAAUCUACGGCAAGUUCUUCGGACAGUCCAGCUUCGCAAGCGUCUCGAUCGUCCGCGAGGAUUCCAUCGUUAACGUUUCGGGUCUUGUUAGCUCAAAAAAGGACCUUGCGCUGCUUUCGCCGUUGGGAUGUGGGAUUCAGACGGGGAGUGGAGCGAUUAUCAAUGCGGCGCGUGCUGGGCCAAAUGAUCGCGUUGCGGUUAUUGGGCUCGGAGGUGUGGGAUUGAGUGCGGUUAUGGGCGCGAGGAUUGCAGGAUGUGCCCAGAUUAUCGGCAUCGAUCGCCAUCAGUCGAGAUUGGCACUUGCCAAGGAACUGGGGGCUACGCAUGUUGUUCGAGUUGACCCCGGGGCGGAUCUAAGCAAUGUCACGGAGGCAGUCAAGGCUGUGACCAGUGGUCUCGGGACGAAUAUCACACUCGAUACGACGGGUGUUCCGGCGCUGAUUGCGGAGGGGGUUAAGAUGACGGCGUUCAAGGGCAAGGUGCUGCAGGUUGGAACGGCGCCGGAGACGGGGACGUUGACGAUCCCGAUUCAUGAGUUUAUGGUUUCGGGGAAGCAGUUUAUUGGCGUUGUCGAGGGUGAUGUUGUGCCUCGAGAGUAUAUCCCAAAGUUGAUUACUUGGGCGAAAGAAGGGAAGCUGCCGCUGGAGAAGAUGGUCAAGUUCUAUGCGGCCGAGGACUUUGAGGUUGCGAUUCGCGAUAUGCAGGGUGGUCAAACAGUCAAGCCUGUGAUUUUAUGGUAG